GCCCUGCUGUGACUACAGGGGGAAGUGGGGAAACACUGCUUGCCCAAUCAUGGGGCCUCCAGCUUUUGCAAUACUACAGCUCCCAGCCUUCGUCUGGCCGGGCAUGCUGGGAGUUGUAGUUUUGCAACAGCUGCAUGGGCUAUGGUCAUUUUCUGACUAAAUCUGGUUAUAUGCACAAUUCUAGCAACCAAUAAUAGAGGUGAAGAUUAGGAUGUGACCCUAGGAGAGCAUUAUAUGGCGAUAGUAUCACUCCGAACCCCCUUAUUACCAUGGAUAUUAGGGGCAGUAAGAUAAGCUGCUGCCAGACAUCUCUGGAGAAAACGCCUCAGACCUUGGCUAGCCUAUGGGAUUGUAGACUGUAUCAAUUGACGAGCCACAGCAGGCCUAGCUAAGGCAUCAGGCUGCUCUGCAAACCAAUAUGUGCCCCCAGCGAUUAUAGUGGGACUGGCAGGACCACAAGUUUAAGAUUUGCAAGAAAAAUAAUGGCUCCAAGGAGAAACAAGCUGCCGGCUUCUCUGCCAGAUGGUUUCAUCGUGACAGACACAAACAAGAAAUCCUGGAGACUGGGCAAAAAGCUUGGCCAAGGAGGGUUCGGCUUAAUAUACUUGGCUUCUCCAGAUUGUGAUGUGACUGUUCCCAAUGAUGCAGCUUAUGUCAUUAAAGUGGAAAACUAUGAAAAUGGGCCAUUGUUUUGUGAAUUGAAAUUUUACCAAAGAGCAGCAAAACAAGAUGACGUUAACAAAUGGAUACAUAGGCACAACCUGGACUACAUAGGGAUUCCUAGAUACUGGGGAACUGGAGAAGCAAAUUAUAAUUCAAGCAGUUACAGAUUCAUGGUGGUAGAUCGACUUGGUGCGGAUCUGCAAAAGUUACUGAAAGACAACAGUGGCAGGUUGCCUGCCAAGACAGUAAUGCAAAUUGGCAUACGUAUGCUGGAUGUAUUAGAAUACAUACAUGAACAUGAAUAUGUACAUGGUGAUAUUAAAGCAGGAAAUAUUCUACUUCACACUUCAAAUACCAACAAGGUUUAUCUUGCAGAUUAUGGACUUUCUUACAGAUACUGGCCCAAUGGGAAACACAAAGAAUAUAAAGAAGACCCAAGAAAAUGCCACAAUGGGACAAUUGAGUUUACCAGCAGAGAUGCUCACAAGGGGGUUGCCCAAAGCAGAAGAGGGGACCUGGAAAUCCUUGCAUACUGUAUGCUCCACUGGUUAUCUGGGAAGUUACCCUGGGAUCAGAGCUUACGGGACCCUUCUACUGUCCUGGCUUCCAAAACAAAGCUAUGGGAUGAUCUCCCAGAAUCUGUCACUGAAUGGUCUGGUCCAGAAGAUGGAUGCCGAGCACUAGCCAAGUUCAUGGCUGAAGUUUACUUAUUGACAUACAGUCAAAAGCCGAAUUAUGCAGCUCUGAAAAGAAUCCUCCUGAAGGCUCUGGAUUCUAUGGGAACCAAUCUUAGUUCUCCAUUGAUUACUUUAGAUGCACGAUCCUUCCGUAAACUGUCUACAGGAGUAAGGAAAAAGACACACAUACAGAAAUGUGGGAAUAAGACUGAAGAUGACUGUGAAUACACACAGAACAGUAACCUAUUAAACCCAUGCCUUUCCCCCAAAACAAUAAAGAAUUAUUCAAAGAAAACAACCAGAAACUUGUCCACAGAUGAUAAAAGGAAUGCAUUUGAUCCAUAUCGCAGUACCUGUAGUAUGCAAGCAGAUUUGUACUCAGAAGUACCAAGUAUCCAUAAACCAUUGAGAGCGCUGACUGUAUCUGCUACUCAGGACUACAAAGCAGCAAUGGAUAACAGUCCAUGGUAUACAGUUCCUAACAAUGACUUGAGGAGAAGACAGGAGUCUUUGAAUGAACCAGACCUUUACAGUCAGGAUCGCCAAAAUAUAUAUAAAUACGGUUUCAUGCUACCAGUACUUUUACUGAUGAUCUAUUGUCUCAUAUAUGUUCUGUGA
Hyla sarda is the source of this 1958-nucleotide messenger RNA. RefSeq names its product VRK serine/threonine kinase 2 (gene VRK2). Lineage: Eukaryota; Metazoa; Chordata; Amphibia; Anura; Hylidae. Gene Ontology annotation, molecular function: ATP binding; protein serine/threonine kinase activity. The record is from RefSeq and is a predicted model, not a curated record. Gene Ontology annotation, cellular component: nucleus; cytoplasm. The coding region runs from base 483 to 1958 and encodes 491 amino acids. Gene Ontology annotation, biological process: peptidyl-serine phosphorylation; signal transduction. The transcript is spliced from 15 exons.